Saccostrea cuccullata (small rock oyster) is the source of this 1201-nucleotide messenger RNA. RefSeq names its product carcinoembryonic antigen-related cell adhesion molecule 6-like. Lineage: Eukaryota; Metazoa; Mollusca; Bivalvia; Ostreida; Ostreidae. Bases 49 to 1182 code for a protein of 377 amino acids. The transcript has 4 exons. The record is from RefSeq and is a predicted model, not a curated record.
UAAAGAUUAUUUAAGUUUUUAAGACAAUCACUCAGAAGUUGCAGUAAAAUGGAUUUCCAGCGUUUUUUCUUAACCUUUAUACCCAUUAUUCUUAUUUUAAAAUGUUGUGAUGCAGGCACAGUAACAACAGAGUCGUUCCUCAAGGCACGGAUGGGAUGGCAUCCUAUUAACUUUAAGUGUACCUACACGUUAGAAUCAGAUGAAAGUGUUAGUGAUGGGGACAUUUCCUGGCAGAUAGAAAGAGUAAAAGGAAGUGGGAACUUCGAAACAAUUGCGACGUAUUCUCCCACUAAACCAAACCAGUUCGCCAAGACGCCGAUUGGUUCGGCGUUCAAAACUCGAUCUAUACUGCCUGAUGUUGUUGCCGAAGGCUCGGACACGUUUUCUGCCGUAUUCAGAGUGUACGAAGUGCGGUGUGAAGACGAAGGGAAUUUCAGGUGUUUGGUUGUGUUUUCCAAUGGUACAGACACAUAUAAUGAAACUUCGGAGUCGUCCUUGCUUGUGACGGCUCCUGCUGAAAAGCCAUACAGCCCCCCGGAGCCCAAUCCAGAUAACAUCGAAGAGGGCAUGAAAGUGCAGUUUUCUUGUACUGCCAAUGUCGGGAAACCCCCAGGAAAUAUUAAAUGGUGGCGCUUCCGAAAAGGCCAAUCUGUGCCUGAAUUCAUGGGGGAAUCGAACACUACCCCCUUGAUGCAGACAGAUACUUGUGCAUAUAACUUGACUAGCUCUAUUUCUGCGCUAACCAUGUCUAGGAAUGACGACCAAUCGGUUUGGAGAUGCUCUGUUAACAACAAUCUGCUCACAGCUUAUCCUGACUACGAGAAACCACACGAAGACUCGAAGAAAAUACGAGUUUAUUAUGCCGUUAGCACUCCUUCUAUCGAAAUAACACCAAAUUAUUCCAAGUACCAAGAGGGGAGUAACAUUACAAUAUACUGUUCCGCCGAUGGCAACCCAAGUCCUCUGAUUGACAACCACAUCAACUACUAUAUCUGGACAUUCAAGCCCCGGGGUAAAUCUGAUGACGUUAUACUGACCUCUAAUAACGGGCUACUGGCUCUCCAAAACAUACAAGAGAAGGACUCAGGGAGGUACACCUGUACUGCACAUAAUAGCUUCAACGGAAAGAAUUUCAGCAGCUCCAAUCAUGUGGAGAUCAAUAUUCAUGCAGGUAAUAAUUAAAAAUAGUUAAAUUAUAUGU